Pelobates cultripes (western spadefoot toad) is the source of this 14229-nucleotide messenger RNA. NCBI's taxonomy places the organism in Eukaryota, Metazoa, Chordata, Amphibia, Anura, Pelobatidae. The record is from the annotation of a GenBank genome assembly.
AUGGAAAAGGACCGUUUUCCCUGCUUUUUCCUUUUUCUGCUGGUUGUGGGGCCUUUCGUAAGGGUCUCCCCUGUUCCAGGUGGGUAAAUGUCCGUUCCCUUGCUGAUGGUUAAGAUAAGACCUUGUGAGUUGCCUAAGAUAUUCGUUGGUGUGUUUUUAUUACAAAAUGUAUUACAACCCUAGAAAAGUUAUGCUUUUUAGUUUAUUUUGAUUGUUUAUUGCUUUACCAGUUUACAGACCAAUUGUCUUUGCUCACCAUAAUCUGGUCCUUAACGUAUUCAUGUCCAAAUGGAAUUUUCUUAUUUAGUAUCUGCAACAUGGCUGUUAAAAUGUAUAUAGCAUUCCAUUAUGGAAUGGAACUUUUACAGAUCACAUAUUGAUAGAGGCAGAAAUUGUUGUUGGUCCUUUAAAGAAUUGAACAGUUUGCUUUUUAUGUAUGUUUUAGCUUUCUGUUAUUAAACUUUUUAUGUAGAUUUUACCGUACAUCUUGUAAGAUUUGCUAAUUGAACUAUUUGAAUGUAUUAAAUGACCUUAUGGUUUUCAUAAAUUCAUAUGUAUUUUCUGUAAGCUACCUUAUAUAAUACUUUCACAGGGUUAGUGUGAAAUGUAGGAUAUUUAACAUGAAUUUCAAAUACGCUAAAAUAAACAAAUUGGAAACACAACUGGCUUGGAGAAUGUUUCCAGUUUGGCUAUUUUGGCCUUACAUUAGAAUUCCCGACAAUUCCACUGUCUGCAACGUAGCAUUUGGGGUCUGGAAGGGAACGGGGACUGUAAGCAAAGAGAAACAAUGACUGAUACUGAGAAGAAGCAGAACUAAUCUGGUCACAGCAAAACACCUUGCUGUGCUCCUAGUUUCACCAUGAAGGGAAAUAUUAUUGUUAACAUCAUUGUUUAAAGGGUCACUAUAGUCACCAAGACAGCUUUAGCUUAAAGGGACACUCCAGGCACCCAGACCACUUCUGCCCAUUGGAGUCAUCUGGGUGCCAACUCCCAUCACCCUUAACCCUGCAAGUGUAAUUAUUGCAGUUUUUACAAACUGCAAUAAUUACCUUGAAGGGUUAAGUUCUCCUCUAGUGGCUGUCUAUCAGACAUCCACUAGAGGGACUUCCAGGUAUGUAAACGAAUUUGAGGACCUCCAGCGUCGCCGGAAUCCCCACAGGAAAGCACUGAAUAAUGCUUUCCUAUGGGGAGGUCUAAUGCACGUGUUUGGCCAUUGGCGCACAUGCGCAUUAGGUCUCCCCCGCUGGUGGAUGUCAGCGGGAGAGGAGCAUGGGUGGAGCCUGACCCAGUGCCGAGGGACCUCAGCGCUGGAUUUAGGUAAGUGUCUGAAAGGGUUUUAUCCCCUUCAGGAACAUGGGAUGGGGGGCAGGAGGGAGGGGGGCAUGGUAGGAUUCUCUAGUGCCAGGAAAACGGGUUUGUUUUUCUGGCACUGGAGAGUCCCUUUAAUUAAGCCGUUUUGGUGUAUAGAUCAUAUCCUUGCAGUCUCACUGGUCAAUUUUUUGCCAUUCAGCAGUUAAAUCACUUUGUUUACGCAGUUCAAGGCACAUCUCCAUGCACGUGACUUACACAGCCUUCCUAAACACUUUCUGUAAAGAGUCACCUAACGUUUAUGCUUUUUUAAUUGAAAAUGUUUAAUUUAGAAUUUCUUAUCUCCUGCUCUGCUAAUAGCUUGCUAGACCCUGCAGGAACCUCCUGUAUGUAAUUAAAGUUCAAUUACAGAGCAGAAGAGGCAAUCUUUUAAAGUAAGUAACAUCUGAUUGAAAGUGAAACCAUUUUGUUUUCAUGCAGGCUGUGUCAGUCACAGCCAAGGGAGGUGUGGCUAGGGCUGUAUAAACAGAAACAAAGUGAUAUAACUCCUAAAUGGCAGGGAAUUGAGCAGUACGAUUGCAGGGGCACAAUCUACACACAAAAACUGCUUCAUUCAGCUUAAGUUGUUUUGGUGGCUAUAGCUGCCCUUUAAAGUACAGCUUUGGGGUUUAGUAGAACAGCCUGACUAAUUCAAUGUAUGGUUUGUAAGAAACACUAAGUAUGUACUGCUAAGCAUAGACUAUAUCGCUAGUCUCGCAAACCUUUGACUGACGUAGCUGUUAGUGAAUACAGGGCACUAAACAUUAACAGUAAAGACAUACAUUCGAUCAGAACAAAACAACAAACUACCCCAGAGUCCAUCAGAAUUAAAUGGAGACAUAUUGUAACUCCUACUGUGAUAAAGAUCAUACAGAAGGCUACAGUUUUAGAUUGCUACAGCUCCCCCUACUGUUUAAUCUGUCAAACACACUAUUAUUAUUAUUGUUAUUAUCCUCUUGUUGCUCCAUUAACAGCAAGGUUAGACUGUUAUUCACAAUGGGGAAGGCUUACUGUUAUCUGUUACUGUUACUGCUUCUGCCUCUGUCUAGAUAUGCACUCUGUGCAUUAAUUCACCCUGUAUGAAGAUAAAUGCCUUAUUAGCAGGUUAAACCCCAGUUCUCUAUUUAUGUAAUUGUACCAUAGGUUUGGUGUUUCUUCAAUUAAUGUUAUCUAUCACUAAAUAUAUUAUAUAAGGUCCUAUAACAAUACUAUACCUUUCAUUUUGGGUCUUAGGCUGCACAAUCGUGUUCAUCUUAGAUCCAAUCUUCUAGUACUCUUAGCUCUUAAACUCAUCAGAUUGAUGUUAUAGCAGUUAUUGAGGUCCAUCAACCAUGUAGUUCUAACAAAAGUUGUAUUUUUUGUUUUUAUUCAUGUAUUUUGUCCAACACAAAUGAAGGAAUACAUUUUAUCAGCAAAUGUUUUGUCUGUAAGGCUGGCAAAGCAUUGUGGGGAAACUAGUUCAAUAGUGGUUCUUACAGAGCUUCCAAGGUAAAUGUGUGAUCACACAAACACAAACUGAGCUAGGGCUUGCUAUAUGGGAAACAUAAAAUAGAUAUUUUUAUUACAAUUUUGGAAGAAUUUCAUUGCUAUUUAUUGGGCGUAAUUUUUGGUUUCCAUAAAUCAAUACAUUGAAGAUGACGAGUGUCCGGACGCCAGACCAGCUCACGAGGAUUGUGAAUAUAACGAAGUUUGUGAAGACGCUUCUUGCCAGUAUAAUGAAUAUGUCACUUGUCACCUAAAUCGCUGUGGGACCUGUGAAGCCGUCUACAGUGGAUAUGACAAUUUGACGGUUAACUGUAACCAGUGUGAGUAGUUAUUUAUCAUUAACUGGAAUGUUAACAUUGACUUAAAAAUCUUCUACUUUAGAUAAUUCGAUUCAUAUGGAAAACCAAAUAUGCUAUUUUUAAUUGUAAUUAUACUUGCUAAUGCAUUUAACUGUUUUUCUUUGUUUGCUAAGAAAAUUGUUAUUUAAUAAUUUAAUUAACCAAAUCAGAAUAUAACAACCCAACCUCCCUAGACAGAGAAUUCCACAUUUUCUUUUAUAUUCCCCCACUGCUGAAAUCUCAUUUGGCCAAACUGAGUUCUUUGCACAGUCUUUUUAAUGACCAAGUCAUAAGAGAGAUUAGUCUUGGCCCUUUACUCCAGGGUUGCCCAAAAGGCAGAUCCCCAGAUGUUUUAUAAUUACAGCUUACAAGAUGAUUUGUCAUUCUAAAGCAGGCUUCCCCCAACUCUGGCCCUCCAGAUGUUGCUGAACUAUAACUCCCAUGAUUCCCAGCCUAUUUCAUUCAUAUAAUCAUUGGAGUUGUAGUUUAAGCAACAUCUGGAGGGCCAGAGUUUGGAGAAGCCUGUUCUAAAGGCAUGCAUCAUGUGAGUUGUAGUUAUACAACAUCUGGGGAUCUACCUUUUAGGCACCGCUGCUUUACUCUUUCUGUAAUCGCUAGAAAUUUAAAAAGACAUCUGUAUUUAUACACACAAACCAGAACUUAAUGAUUCUAUUUGUCUGCACUCUCCCUUCUCAGUGACCCCAAAGUGUCGGCUGAUGCACCUUGAAAUGCUGCACAAGAGCCGGAGUGGACAGAGCCGUCCGGGUCGUGGAAGGCCAGAGGUUGACAACGUGUAUGAUCCUGAAUGUGAGUCCAGUGGAGCCUUCAAGUCUAAACAAUGCGACGAAGACUCCAAUCUUUGCUGGUGUGUGGACAGCGCUGGAGUACGCGUCACAGAUAAGACUAGUGAUGACCCAAAAUGUGAAAAGCUUGUGGCAGUUCAGUAAGUACUGUCUCUUAAUUUGAUACAGCAAGCAUCUAUAUUUGGCAAAUCAUACAUUUUAAUCUAUUUAUGUCUCUGUUUUGUUGAUCACCUAUUUAACUUUCCUUUUCCCCAGUGAUGUGUACUUUGUUAAUAAAGUAACUGAAAUAAUAUCAGGGUUUUUUGUUUGUUUUUUAAUGGGAGCUGCUCAGUCCUGCUUAGUACAGCUGUGCAUUCUUUAAUUAACACUCAUGAUAACCGUGUGAGUGGCUCCCAAUGGGACACUCUGUGAGCAUACAGGAAAAAAUAUAUAUAUAGAGGAAAAUAUCACCACCACAAUGUAAUAUAAAACACUUUGCUAAUAGUGAUGUCCCGAACGGUUCGCCGAACGGUUCGCCGCGGACUCAUCAUUGAGUAAACUUUGACCCUGUACCUCACAGUCAGCAGCAGACCCUCCCUCCCAGAUCCUCCCACCUCCUGGACAGCUCACUAAAAAUGCAGCUUCACAAUGAAUGUAAAAUGGAUGCUGUCCAGGAGGUGGGAGGGUCUGGGAGGGAGGGUCUGCUGCUGAUUGGCUGGAAUGUGUCUGCUGACUGUGAGGUACAGGGUCAAAGUUUACUCAAUGAUGAGUCCGUGGCGAACCGUUCGGCGUACCGUUCGGGACAUCACUAGUUGCUAAAUCAAUCUUUGCUAAAAAUCAAAACAUGAGAAAACGAUUCACAGAAAAUUGUGUGUGUGUGUAUGUAUAUGUAUACAGUUUUUUUUUUUUACAGUAUUAUUUUUACAUAUAUGAUUUUUAUUAUGUAUGGGGGGUGGGUGGGGUGUCUGACAAUCCAGACAGAAAGUGCUGAGAAUUUAAUUUGAAAGCCCUCUAUUUGACCCUGUAAGUUUCCAAAACCCCAUAAAACCCAAUAUAUGGGGGCUACUGUUGUGUUCGGGAGGCAUCGUUGAACACAGAUUUGUGUAUUUUAUUGCAGUAAAAGCUAAUAGUAUUAUGACAUUCACAGUUAUAAUUGCAUGCAGAACUUGGAAAAUAACAUUUCUUAAUUUCUCACAUUUCUUUAUAUUUUAUUCAUUUUACAUUAUGUUUCACAAAUAAAUAUUUGAUGUGAAAUGAAAGCCCUGUGUUUUCUCAACAAAACUAUAUAUCAUAAAUGUGGGUGCACUUAAAGUCCAUAUUUUGUUUUGGUUCAGAACUUGUAAAACAGCCUCCAUCCUGAAGGGGAUAAACAUUGGUUUUUUUUUGUGUGUGUGUUUUAACUUUAAUUUAUUAACUGAACUCUCUUGUUUCAGCCUGAUACAAAUUGAUUUGAUCUUUAAAGCAGACUUUGCUUUCCUCAAGGGAAAAGAAGAUCAUUUGCGCAGGUCAGUCAUCCCCAUACUCCUUCCAUACCCCAUCGCAAAACAUUUAUAAACACUAUUGUCUGAUAACAUUUUUUUUUUCCCCAACAUAUUUUUCAAAAUAUUUGUGCAUAUUUUUCAUGACACAUUUUACAUUUCCCAGAAUGCUGUUGACUUCGUGGUACUGCUAUGGGACUCGGAGGAAAAGAAUACUAUAAGAAAUAUAGACACUAUAGCUUCCUGGUGCCCUCCCACAGUUAUAGCCAAACUGUUUAAGAAUGGUUUGACAUUCAACACGGACCAGGUUGGAUUCAUACCUGGCAGACAGCUUUUCGAAAACACCGUAAGGAACAUAGACCUCAUUUGGAAACAAACGGUCACGGGGACACCUACACUGGUCUUCUCCAUAGACGCCGAGAAGGCUUUUGAUAGGGUCCGGUGGCCAUAUCUAUUCACCCUGCUGGCACAUAUGGGCUUCCCAGAAGAAUACAUAGCACUAACCAAGACGAUGUACAACAACAUGAGGGCACAGGUUCUGAUCACAGGAGCCCAGAUGCGCCCAUUCCAACUACACAACGGCACUAGACAGGGGUGUCCACUCUCCCCCCUGCUGUUCGUACUUGCGCUAGAGCCCUUCUUAUAGGCGAUCCGGAGACACCCGAAAAUCCGGGGGUAAUGGUAGGAGCCAUUGAGUUUAAAGUAUCGGCAUAUGCGGAUGACGUGAUGUUGACCCUUACAAACCCGAUGGACUCAAUGGGAGCGCUGCAGGACGUGAUAAAGGAAUAUAGGGCAGUUUCUGGGUACAAGGCAAAUAUCACCAAAUCUAGUGCCUUACCGAUAGGGAUGACGCCGCAUAACGUGGCGCGGCUGCGUGACACGUACCGAGUGCGAAUGGAAACCGGCUCCCUAAAAUAUUUGGGAAUACACCUGACAGCGGAUCCAAACGCACUUCACGCCACAAACUACACACCGAUGUUCAGAACACUGAUAAGGGAUUUAGAAAAAUGGACAGAUAAACCCAUCUCUUCGAUAGGACGGAUCCACUCCGUCAAGAUGAAUAUUCUCCCACGCAUCCUCUUCUUAUUUCAGACGUUACCCGUUCGCAUUACGAAAACACAAUUGGUACCUUUACAACGAGCAAAAGGGAACUUUAUUGGGCAGAACAAGAGACACAGGAUUUCCAGGCAGGUGCUGUACAGGAGGAAGGACCGAGGUGGGCUGGGCCUGCUGAAUCUUUACUUUUAUUACAAGGCGGGUCAACUGUCACAGGUGGUUAUGUGGCACUCUACCCCAGAUGAACGGAAAUGGGUUGUUGUAGAGGCUCUCAUGGUGGGAUCAGACCUCCCACAGUUCACGAUGUGGGUGCCGAGGGAACACAGACCGAUGAUCAGGAUGACCUGCCCAGCAAUAUUGAACGCACUACGUAUAUGGGAUGCGACACACAUCAAAUAUGGACUAGCCUCCUCAUCGACCCCACUAAUGCCUUUGUUCCGUAACAGAGCCUUCCCUCCAGGCAUGGCAGCAAGAGAGUUCCGUACUCUAGAAAGGGUAGGCCUCCAAAGGAUACAUCACAUGUUUCAGGGGGGAGAAACGGUACAGUUCGACGACCUUAAGCAACAUCAUCAUUUAACACCUCAGACUUCUUCAGAUAUGUGCAACUUAGGGACUACGCUAGCCAACCCCACAUUAAAGCUGCAGCCUGCGGGCCAAUGACCUUCUUUGAUUAACUGUGCGUAACAGGGAAGGCACCUAAGGGAUUAAUAACGCUGAUGUACACCCAUCUUAGCUCCGAAAACACAGAGUGGGGGAUUGUCCUACAACGACCAGUGGGAGCGGGAUCUAGGCGAGGUUCUAGAGGGUAUUGAUUGGCAGGAAAUCUGGGAAGCAAACAAAAAUAUAUCGAUGUGUGUGACACUUCAGGAGCAGUCGUGGAAAACCAUGUUCCGAUGGUACACCACUCCAGUGAAGCUCUUUAGAAUGCGCAAAAUAAGCACAGAUGAUUGUUUGAGGGGCUGCGGAACUAGAGGAACAUAUAUACAUAUGUGGUGGGAUUGUCCAAUUGUAAAUAGAUUCUGGAAAUCGGUCGAGAACUUAGUGCAACAGAUCUUAAAUAGAAAACCACCUCUAGACCCCUGGGUAUAUCUGCUAAACAGGCCUCUAGAGGGGUGGACCAGGAAGGAGCAGAAACUACUACACAAGAUCACAUUAAGCGCAUGCAGAGCAAUAGCGACAGCGUGGCUGUUGCCGAAGGGACCGAACUUCACGGGUGUAAUUUCCAGGAUCAAGGAUAGUAGACUGAUGGAUGAUUUAACAGCUAGGGUGAAAGGUACCACAGUGGUGUUCCAAAGAACAUGGGAACCUUGGGAUAACAGCACACUGGGAUAGGGAGGCAAGCAAGAGGAGAACUGCAUAGGGCUGGGAGUCAUAAUCAGUGUAUUUCUCUUUAAAAAAAAGCAAAAAUUCCUUGGUGGACAGUAGAAUUGAGCAAAGUUAGAAUAUACCGUAUUGAAUGACUUAAUGUGGAACAAAGUGGAAAUGUUUGACAUUUAAAACAGGCUUUUGCAAAAGCUGAUAUGCUAGAACAUCUGUCUUACUGUUUCUGCCAAGAUGAAAAAAAAAAAAAAAGAAUGGUUUGACAUUUUGUCUGGGGUCUGGAGGGCACCCUUUGCUGCCUCCCAGGCUUCUGUUGGCUUCACUGAGCUAACCAUGCCAUGCAGGGACAGCUUAUCUACUGAGAGCGCCAGUGAGUGCUCUAAGCCAGCAAACGUGGCCUUGCAUAACCAGAUUUAGCUCAGUGGCAGAGCUUCUGGCAGCAGAGGUGGUGGUGGUGGGUGCCUGUCGAACCCCAGGUAAGUUGUCGAGCCAUUAAAUAUAGUCUCCUCCUUUACUGUGUUGAUUCCCUUUAAAUACAUAAAGGGAUUUAGCACAGUAAAGGAGGAGACGAUAUUUAAAAGAAGAAAAACUACCACAACAAAAGGACAUAGUCUUAAAUUAGAGGGGCAAAUGUUUAAAAAUAAUAUCAAGAAUUAUUACUUUACUGAGAGGGUAGUAGAUGCAUGGAAUAGCCUUCCAGCUGAAGUGGUAGAGGUUAACACAGUAAAUGAGUUUAAGCAUGCGUGGGAUAGGCAUAAGGCUAUCCUAACUAUAAGAUAAGGCCAGGGACUAAUGAAAGUAUUUAGAAAAUUGGGCAGACUAGAUGGGCCGAAUGGUUCUUAUCUGCCAUCACAUUCUAUGUUUCUAUGUAUUAUUAAAUGGUUUCACUACUUUACUGUGGGUGUGGGGUGCGGGGAUUGGGGGCGGGGGGGAGGUUCUCUUGGCACCACAACAACUAUAGUGGGCUGCAGUGUUUAUAGUGAUUGGAAUGCUCAUUUUAAGAGACCUAGCAUCAUAAGUUUCUGUGGCUGGAAGAACAAAAUAAUUAUUAUAUCUCAACAACUGCUGAUUUGUUUAAUCAAUCUGUAACAGAAUACAGAUUAUAGAAUAUAGAUUUUGUGGCCUGUAAAACCAUUCUGUUACUUAAAUUCCAACAACAGCUCCAGCAGCAUCCUAUGUGGAUAGAUUUUUGUGGUUUGCUCUCUGCAUGUUGUUUAAAGCUCUGAUUAUUUAUCUCGAUGAUGAAUAUUUGCUUCUUGUAACUUAACCUUUUAAAUAAUUAUCUUAAAUUAGUUUUCUUCAACAAACCUUUCAGGAACCUGAUCAAUAAAGUGUCACAAUUUACCUUGAAAACUCCGCAGAUCCUACAAAUAACAGUAAGUAUGCAAUGUUACCAGAUUCCCUAUUCUUUGAUUAUUGCUUUCUUAACAUUGUCAAGUAUGCUUACUACAGCUGGUCAUUAUCUGACUGACACUAUGGGGGAUAAAUGAAAAGCAUACUUUGAGGGUUUUCUUCCUUAAAGGAACACUAUAGGGUCAGGAACACAAACGUGUAUUCCUGACGAUAUAGUGUUACAAACACUAUUUAGCUGCCCGUCUAUCCCUUAAAUAGGGAGAAAACUUGCUUUAUUUUCAGCACCUCGCAUUGGCCCCAUCCGAUCUGCCUCCUUGACUGACAUCAUCAGAAUUUACAAUCUGAGCAAAUCCAAUCAGAUUGGCUGAGAUCGUCAAUUCUAAAGACGUCCGCCAAUGAGGCGGGGUGGAGCCAAACACCGCCCUGGCCAGUCAGUAUCUCCUCAUAGUGAUGAACUGAAUCAAUGCAUCUCUAUGGGGAAAGUUCAGCCAGCACUGACAGAGGAAUUACCUCUAGUGGCAGUGUUUACAUUAAAAAGCCUGCAGGGACAGACUAUAUUCACCAGAACAGCUACAUUAAGCUGUAGUUGUUCUAGUGACUAUAGUGUCCCUUUAAUAAACAAAUUCAUAAAAUAAAACUAAAUAUUGCAUCACUCUCUCACUCCCUUUAAUGACAAAUUUUGGAGAGAUGAAAACCGCUUUGAAAAAUGAAAAAUCUAGUCUUAAGUGAAUGAGAUUUUUGUAUGUCUAGAUUUGUCUUAGAUUUUUCUAUUCAGCUGUUAUCAUUUAUAUUGCUUCAACAUAUAACACAGUGAUCCACGGAUCACUGUUUAUUGAUUAACUCCAUAUAAUUUGAACACCCAUAUAAAUAUUACAGUUGCAAUCCACUCAUUCUUUUAUAUCUUAGAGCAGGGGUGGCAAACUACAGCACUUUACGGACAUUAUCUCCCAUAACGCUCUUGCACUCAUAAUGCUGGCAAAGCAUUAAGGGAGAUGUAGUCCAAAACAUCUGGAGUGCCGAAGGUCAACUACCCCUGUCUUAGUGAAAUUUCAGAAUUUAUUUUUGACGUUCGCAAAAAGUGCACCGAUCAGCCCACAAAUUGCUCUUUACACCAGUAUGUUAGAUUUGAAAUGAAACAAUAACUCAAAAUAUAAAUUGGAGAUGAUUUAUUUAUAAAGCUCCUACAAUGUCUGCAGUGCUGUACAAUACAAGUAGUUGCUGCAAGACAAGUUGGACUUGCAGGAACAGAAGGUGCUUAGGGCCCUGCCAAAUGAGCUAACAUUCUAAGGAAGAUUGUUUGUAAAAAUAUAUCUAUUUUUCCUUGCCAAUAAUUUUUAUCAUUAACCCUAGGCACACAUUGUUCCUUCAUAAGGAAUGUUUCCAACAGUAAAUGGCUAUUAGGUAAUAAGUGUCACUUGUGCAACUACAAAUGUGCUAAUUAUGUGUUUUUUUUAUUAAGGUUAAUGAAGUGACUCACAAAGUUACAAUGAAGUUAUUUUCUACAAAUGUGACAAAGGAGCCGGUGGACAUUGCAACUGUUGCUUAUUACAUUGAGCGUGAGGUAUGUAACAAGAAUUUCAAUCUGGACUGAUAUGUAAUUAGCGUUGCAAUGAGCUAGAUAUAUUAUUGUCUCUUAUGUUACAGUUUAUUUUUAAACAGAAGGAAUCAAGAUAAAGGUGAGGACAGAUUAUUGUAGUGGUCUUCAAGCAGUUUCUCAAAAACAGGAGUGUCUCCACGUCACCCAAAGCCCAACCCCUUGUGCCGCCAAUUAUCUGGCAAAAAUAUUUGUUUGGAUUUCAGAAUCACUGUUAACCCAUUCAGCAUCAUAGGACUGGGAAAAUAAGCCUGUAUGAAUGUGGUAGCACCAAAGGGGCUAUCGGCCAUUAGGCAAAGCUUUAUCCUGCUACCACGUUAAAAUAGUUUGGCCCGAUAAAUAAAUUUUCAAGUGGAGGGUUAGGUUUUUGAAGCCAGAUUGAGACGACUAUUUUUUUUUUUUUUUUUGUCAAACCACUUGAAAAUCUAGUCCUCACCUCUCUGAUCAUCUCUAUGGUAAUUGUCAGAAUCACAGGGAUCCUUUCUGCCUACAAAAAAAUAAUGCUUUAGCUACAAAAAUUUAAGAGAUUUUAGUUAAUGGGGGGAAUAUAUUACUCGACUGGAUUUACAGUUGGCAUAUAUAAUUACACAACGAACACAGUUUAGACAUGGUUUGUAUUUUCACAACAUGUGCCCUAGCAGACAGACAGCUGCCUACAAGCAAAUGGGACCCUGUGAUUGAGGGAAAAGUAAACAAAGCCAUUACUAUGUCCAACUGUUACUCACUAUUGCUGGCCAGCUGUGCAGCAACCACCAAUUAACACACCUCUCCUUCCGCCCCAAAAUUUGCUUAUAAUAAAAUAACUUAUAAGCAGAUAAAUCAAACAUAUAAAAAUGUAUUAAUGAUAAGGAAUAUUGUUGUUUAUCCCCCGCUUGGAUGUUUCUAUUGUUUAUGUGCAUUGUAAGAAGUUAUGUUUUAUUUUUUUCAAGGGCAGUUUCCCCUUGGCUAUUUCCCUUUUUGUACAGUACCUUAACAGCAUUUUUCAUAGAAGUGGUAGGGAAACCAAACGUGGACAUGAUAUAAACUAUGUCCACCCAGCUAUCAAAUACCUUCUCUGCUUUUAACACUAAGAGAAGGCAAUCUAAAUUUUGCCUGGUAAUUACCUAAAACAUUUAAAAAAAAGUGACAGAUGUAGUUGAAUGCCGGAUGGUGGGGUAUAAAUACUGUCUGGAUAUACAAUAUCUGGGAGAACAGUUCUGAGCUUGGAAUCUAUCAAUAUUGCAUACAGGUUCAUUUCUGUGUUAAGCAACGAGAUUGGUCUUAAGUUUUGGGAUGCAUUAUGGGGCUUCCCUCGUCUUCCAAUAUAGAAGAUUCCAACAUAAUUUUCUUAGAAUCGGUUAAUUGAGGCAAACUAAGAUCCUUCAUAACUUAUGCUAUGGAUGAUACAUCGGGAUGUGCAUAAAAUGGGUUGGACUCUAGAUUGUACAGGGAGCUAUAAUAGGAGGCCUAUUCUUUUACAAUAGCUGUGGGGUUUAUGACGUUCUUACCCUUUUUGUCUUAAAUGUAUUGAAUUUUACUUUGUUGCAAUUUUGCCUUCAAUUUAAAUGUUAAUAGCUGUAUUGAUCUUUGAGGAGUGUUAGAUAAAGGAACACAAGCCUGUAUUGCUGACCAUAUAGUGUUGAAAACACCAGCUAGAAGUGGUGAUAUUUAGGGGGGGCAGAUGGGGUUUUUAACCAGCACCCACCAACCACAGCCCUGGCCAAUCAGCCUUUCCCCAUAGAGAUGCUCCUUUAAGGAAAAGAGGUGUUUCUGAUGUAAAAAAAAAAACUGAGCCCUGCUGUAUGAAAACCAUUCUUAUUACUGUCUUAUGAGCGAGCUAGGUGCUGCAAUAUCAGUAUCAUACAAGUUAUGGUGAAAGUAGUUUUGUAGUUGUGUUCUGAGGAAGGAAUUCUAUUUAUGGGUCAUCUUAAACAGUAUUGUUCAUUCUCAAGGAAAAGAGGUGGCUAUAAACUUUAGUAAAUCUUCGCAUAUCUACUGAUCUCGUAACAGCCUUGAAGUUAAAUUUAUAAACUCUUUUCAGCUUAAACAGAGUAAAUUCACAGUGGUCCUGGAUGGUCGGAAUGUGGAGGUGGAUCAAGAAUCUAUCAGAGUUCUUUUCUUUGACAAUGAGCCUCCCCGUAUCAACAUGAAGACCAUAUCUCCAGGAUUUGCUGCCAUUAUUAUCAUCAUUGCGCUGGCCAUUCUCACAGGGAUUGCAGUGUUUGUAAGUAUGGCAUGUUGGGGGUUGUCUUUAGGACAUUUAUUUGGGAUGCAGUUUUAAGGACUCAUACUACAUAGCAUGAAUAAUAUCCAAAACUUCCCCAAUGUAGAUCCCCCUCACUAAUCAUCACAGGACAGUUAAGGGGCAAUCCAAGCACCAUAACCACUACAUGCUAAUGUAGUGGUUAUAGUGCUAUUAAGCUAGUGUUAAUGUCCCCAAGAUAUGAAAUGUUGUUCAAAUUGGGGAUCCCUGAGACCAGCCACCUACUAAGCAGUAUUAAAAUGUGGAUAACCUUGAUCUUGGAUGUGGUAAACUGGAACCUGGAAAAUACACAGCGUGUAGCAGUUAUGGCACUUAAACAAACAGACUCCAUCUUUGUGUAGUUCAAUUUAGAGGGAGAUGCAUACCUAAUUGUUGCUUUCAAUACAGGUUGUUGUUCAAAGAAAAGCAGAACAAGAGCGGAUUCAGUUUGAAGUCAUUGAGGUGAGACAUUUAUAGCAUUAGGAAUGUGUGGUAGGAUGCAUUAUGGAGAGGUUUUUAGGAUAUGUAAUAGAUACUUCACAAUACAUUGUGUCAAAAAAAAAAAAAAAAAAAACAGCGCUAAAAACUACACAUAAAACUCACUUCCCAAAAAAUAGACUACUAAAAGGGACACUCCUGUCGCAGCACAAUAUUCAGUACAGCUUAUUGUAGUGGUUGUAGUACUGGUUUUCUGUUAAAGUGGUUGGUGCAUGAUAUUGUAACCAAUACAAUGAGCUGCACCAGCUAUGUGAUUUAGAUAGUUACAAAGAGCACAGGAAAAUGUAGGAACUAUUUGCUAAUAGAGCCAAUACUACAUUUCUGUGAUUGGCUUGUUAUACACCAAUCAAAUUGCAUUAUUCAAUGACUGACCAAUCCUCACUAAUGGCAGAUAGAAUAGAGUGGGAGGAAUUUGCUGCUCUGGUUCAGUAGCCUCUAACGCCUUUAGUUGUUGAUUUUAAAACUAAUGUUGCUGAACUACAACUCCCAGGAUUAUAUGAAUGCAAGGCUAAGAAUCCUGGGAGUUGUGGUUCUGAGUCUGACUUUUUUUUUUUUAUCAUCAUGUAUGUAGCCCUUUCUUCCCAAGUGAGUUUAUUUUAUCAGCAAUAGUAUAAAUCCCUGUUAGUAUUUUAGGGAGAUUGUAUUUGCAAGACUAUAUAGAUUAAUGGAUUUUCUUUUCUACUCUCCAAUGUUCCAGGGUCAAGAGCUGGAAGAUUAUAAUUUGGCCCAGAGAGAAGGACUACGGUAUUAUGAUUAA